This is a messenger RNA of Aspergillus ibericus CBS 121593, 443 nucleotides long. RefSeq lists its product as uncharacterized. The transcript has a single exon. The coding region runs from base 137 to 382 and encodes 81 amino acids. The record is from RefSeq and is a predicted model, not a curated record. Lineage: Eukaryota; Fungi; Ascomycota; Eurotiomycetes; Eurotiales; Aspergillaceae.
UGAUCCUCCCAUCUUCACAUUUCUCGAUACCCGAAUUUCCUCACCUUUUCUUCUCCACGCAUAUAAUCACCCCAGCUUCACUCAUCUUGAGCCGGAAACCAACUCCCUCAGCAACCAUGCAGAUUGAUACCCACAAAUGUAUAGAGCGGUCCGGUGUCAGCGGCGUUACGGCAUUCUAUCUCAGCUUGGUCAUUUUAUUACCCCUGUCCCUUGGAGGACCACAUGGUGGCUUACAAUCGUUGAUACUGUAUACUAUGUUCUUUCUUUGACUCACUUUCAGCUUGUUUUUCUGUAUGCUCACUACGCUUGCCGAUGUUGGCAGUUGCCUCUUGAUUUCGUUUGUCCUGUAUACUCAGCCUUGUGUACAUAUUCUACAUUCUAGCGUAAUUGGCUUAAAUUGAACCUGUAUUGAGCUAAACCUUUGUUUUUUAGGGUGACUGGAC